Molecule: messenger RNA, 2487 nt
Organism: Passer montanus (Eurasian tree sparrow)
Lineage: Eukaryota; Metazoa; Chordata; Aves; Passeriformes; Passeridae
Gene: TMEM120A
Product: transmembrane protein 120A
Exons: 12
Coding region: 83-1108 (341 amino acids)
Biological process (GO): fat cell differentiation
Cellular component (GO): membrane
Source: RefSeq, a predicted model, not a curated record
CCCCGGGGCGUGUCCGGAAGGGGGCGUGGCCAGCGCCGCCCGUCGCCGCGGGCCGGGCCGGGCCGGGGCCGCCAUCGCCGCCAUGGCCUGGGGCGCCUCGCUCGCCGAGUGCCUGCGCGAGUGGGAGGAGCUGCAGGACGGCUACCAGCGCAUCCAGGACAACCACAGGCUGUACAAGCAGAAACUCGAGGAGCUGACCAAGCUGCAGGAUGGCAUCUCCAGCUCCAUCGCCAGGCAGAAGAAGCGGCUGAAGGAGCUGUCACUCUCCCUCAAAAAAUGCAAAGGCCAGGCGACUCCCGAGCAGGAAGCAUCCAUCCAAGAGACCCAGAGCCUGAUUAAAGAGAGGCAGAACGUGUUCUUUGAGAUGGAGGCCUAUCUGCCAAAGAAGAACGGGUUGUACCUGAGUCUGGUGCUCGGCAAUGUGAACGUGACACUGCUCAGCAAACAGGCCAAGUUUGCAUAUAAAGAUGAGUACGAGAAGUUCAAGCUCUACCUCACCAUCAUCCUCCUCAUUGUCUCCUUCUCCUGUCGGUUCCUCCUCAACUCCAGGGUGACAGACGCCGUCUUCAACUUCCUCCUGGUGUGGUACUACUGCACCCUCACCAUCCGCGAGAGCAUCCUCAUCAACAACGGCUCCAAGAUCAAAGGCUGGUGGGUUUUCCAUCACUACAUCUCCACCUUCCUCUCAGGUGUCAUGCUGACGUGGCCAGAUGGGCUCAUGUACCAGAUGUUCAGGAACCAGUUUCUCUCCUUCUCCAUGUACCAGAGCUUUGUGCAGUUCCUGCAGUAUUACUACCAGAGUGGGUGCCUGUACCGGCUGCGAGCGCUGGGAGAGAGGCACAACAUGGACCUGACUGUGGAGGGCUUCCAGUCCUGGAUGUGGAGAGGCCUCACGUUCCUGCUUCCCUUCCUCUUCUUUGGGCAGUUCUGGCAGCUCUACAACGCCAUCACCCUGUUCCGCAUGCUGCAGCACCCCGAGUGCAAGGAGUGGCAGGUCCUCAUGUGCGGCCUCCCCUUCUCCAUCCUCUUCCUGGGCAACUUCUUCACCACCCUCCGUGUCGUGCACCAGAAGAUUCAGAACAAGAACCAGGACACGAAGGAGAACUGAAGUGGGGCACUGUGGGGGCCUGGACUGUUUCUGCCCUCUGGCUCCAUCCCCAAUCCCCAUCUCCUCAAUUCCGUCCGGACUCUGGUGUCUCUUGCCAUUCCUUGGAGGCCUGGGUGUGGGACAGAGCCUGGGGCCUGCUCCUGGACAGUCCACGUGCUCAGCACAGGGCUGGGUCCGUGCUGGAGUCACCCACCUGGAGGCAGGAGCAGCCUGCACCUCCUGUCCUGGCUGCCUUCCACACCCAGCCAGCAGGGUGCUUGGGCCAGCCGCUCCCCUCCCUCUCACUGGGAUGUUCCCUGGCUGCUGGUGCUCCUCACUGGGACAGGGCAGCAUCCAGGGACUGCCUCCCACAGCUCCUGGGGUGCUGGGGCUCCCCCUUCCCCCCAGCCCUGCAGCCCCUGGUGUUGAGGAGCUGGGGCUGUGCACAGCCCUGAUCCCAGCCCAGCUCCUCCCUCGCCUUCAAUCCACAGGGAAGGGGGGGCUGGGGCACGGGAGGGUGGGAGCAGGAGCUGGGGCUGUGCAGCUCCUGAGGCUGCAGGUGUGAAAAUAAAGGGAAGGAGCUGCCCUGGGGCACCGGGACACUCUGGGAUCUGCUCCCACACUCUGCUCUGUGGCUUUGGGUCAGCAGGAAGGGGGGUCCUGACACAGCCUCCCUGAAAGGAGGGUGGAGGUGGGGGGCAGUAGGACAUUUGUUACAACAGGACAAGAGGAAACAGCCUCAGGUUUCACCAGGGGAGCUUUAGAUAGAUGUCUUCACAAAAAAGGGUUGUCUAGCCCUGACAGAGGCUGCCCAGAGCAGCUGUGGAGUCACCAGCCCUACAGGGAUUUAAAAGCCAUGUAGAUGUGGCAGCUGGGGACAUGGUUGAGUGGUGGGUUUGGUACUGCUGGGUCAAGGGUUGGACUCGAUGGUUUGGAGGGGCUUCCCAGCCUAAAUGAGCCCAUGAUUUUAGGAAAAGUCAUCUCCCUGUGCCCUUCCACCAGCCUGAGCUGCGGGGGGUGCUCCCUCCCAUGGCAUCCCAGGCUGUGGCCACCAGCAGAACCUCAGUGUCCCUGGAGGUGGGGAACAGACACCCUGCACCAGCUGUACCAGCACCGGGAGCUCUGGAAGAACCAAAGAGCAGGUUGGGCACAGCUGCACCCCAGUCCAGAGCCCCCCACUGCCAUCCUCCCUCCCCCCACAACCCAGCACUCAGGGUAAGGGCUACCCAGAGCUGCCACCACAUCCCCAAAUUUCCUCCUGGUUAUCAUCCAUUGCUCCUCCUGCCUCCUUCUUCCCUCUGGCUGAGCAGAGAGAAUGGAGGAAGCAAACUCCAGACACAGGAUUUUUAUUCCAAGGGCAAAUGUAUUUAAAUAAUUUACAAUCAUUGGACAGCCUGGAA